AUGCAGCAGCAGAACGUUCAGAUCAGGACGGAGCUCGCUCGGCAGGUCCAGGCGCAGGGAGAUCUACCACGGUUGGCCGAGCAGCUCGGCGACGCUGUGCAGAAGCUGUCUGACGAACGCAAGGAUAAGUCGUCUGCGCCGGCCUUUUCCCUUGUAGACACCAAGGGGUUGGGCAAGCCCUCCAUCUUCAAGAAUGAGGAAGCCAAGUUCCUGGAGUGGUCCCGCAAGACCAAUGCGUACCUGACGGCAGUCUUCGGAGAGCAGUUCCGCAAGCUGCUAGAGUGGGUGGAGGAUCAGGCGCGGGAGACCACGGUGAUCAGCAUGGAGGUUCUGGAGGCGCGGUUCGGCAGCGACGACGAUGACGAAGAUGAGUUCAUUCCGGACCUCCGCGAGAAGGUCAGCCAGCUGUACGUCGCCCUCCAGACGCUGACAGAGGGUGAGAGCUUUGCCCUGGUGAUGAACACUCCCAAGGGUAACGGCGCUGAGGCGAUGAGGAAGCUCAUCCGGCGCUGGGACCCAGCUUCAGGGGGUAAGCGCCGCGUUCUCUUGAAGCAGAUCAUGAACCCGCAGCGGUGCACCCUCAGUGACCUGUAUGCGAAGCUCGAGGAAUGGGAGGAGCUCAUCCGCCGUUACGAGAGGAAGAAGGCAGAUGGCCUGGGCAAGGUGGUUGACGACGACGUGAAGGUUGCAGCCCUGGAGACCAUGGUGCCAGAAGAGCUCGAACUCCACCUCGCGAUGAACAAGCAUCGGUUAGACACGUCGGAGAAGGUCGUAGAGGAGAUCAGGAGCUUCCUGGAGUCGAGACAGUCGCAAGGUGCCCUACUCCGACGGAAGCGAGGUGACCCAAUGGACGUUGACUCGCUGUACAAAGGAGGCAAGGGCAAGUCCAAAGGCAAUGGUGACAAGAACGGCAAGAAGGGCCAGACUCCCAAGCCGCGUGACAAGCGGACGGUGCAGUGCUGGCGUUGCGGUGGCUGGGGCCACACGUCGAAUGAGUGCACAGUCCGCCUGCCUGGCGGGAAGACCGGCGACGGCAAGGGCAGCAAAGGCAAAGGCAAGGGCAAGGACGCAGACAAGGACAAGUCCAAGGGCAAGAACCGCCGCUGGGACACCAACUCCUUCGAGCCCGGUGCCGCGUCAAGCUCGAGCCAGCCGGUGUACGGAGACAACUGGGUCGACGGCAACAACAGCACGAUCACCAGCCUUCCGCCCUCAGCGAGCCAGGUGGGUUCCACGAACCUUGGCUCCUUCGAGCUGUGCACGUUCGAGCUCAACAGCUUCGACGAGACCGUCGACGACCAGGAGUGGAUCAGGUUCACGUUCGACUCGGGAGCGGCCGUGACCACCUUCCCUGAGAACACCAAGGGCGAGCGGCUCCCGGCCGAUCCGAAUGCGAGCUAUCGGACGGCCAGCGGUGAGAUCAUAGCCGACUCGGGCGGGGUAUGCAUCCAAGGGCGAUCCGAGUGGAGCGAGCCGAUCAGACUGAAGGCGCGCUUGGCCAGCAUCCACAAGCCGCUGGUCUCGGCCUCGCAGACUCACCGCACGGGUCGGGCCACCUGGCUGACGAAGGAGGGUGGCUACAUCCUCCCGGCCGGCUCGGACAUCGUGAACCGCGUCGACGCUCUCAUCCGUGAUGCUGCGUGGAGUGAGUCGGGCGUGGUGCCUCUGUACGUUGGGAAGGGCAUCUACGCAGGCUACAUCAAGAAGAACGAGGGAGGCCACGUCAGGAGAGUCUCGUUCGGCGACCACCGCGAGAGCUGGGACUUGUGCCCGGUCGACGGCGGGCCGGGAGGAGGCGGCGCUGUUGCUGGGGGCCCGGGCCCAGCGCCGCUCACUGACUUAGACGCGGGCCAGGAGGAGGAGCAGCAGGCGCCGGAGGUGGCACCCGCUCGAGUCGCGCGCCGUGGCAGGGCGCCGACGCAGGCAGAGCGGGAGCAGCACUUGGCAUCCGGACACGCGGUCUACCGCUCGUGGUGCGAGGAGUGCGUGCGGGCAGCCGGCCUGGGCGCCCCGCACGCCAGGCGACCUGAGGAUCGUGAUGACGCCGGCCCGGUCGUCAGCAUGGACUUCGCCUUCAUCGGGGAGAAGGUCCAGGACGUGGAGGACGACGGCUCCAUCCCCAUCUUAGUGGUGACGGACCGCAAGUACGGCAUGGAGGGGGCGACCGCCGUCAAGGACAAGACCGCGUCCGACUUCGUGGUCAAGUGGCUCGUGGGCUUCUUGAAGCACCUCGGGCACCGCCGUGUCGUGCUCAAGUCCGACGGCGAGGCGAGCAUCUGUGCGAUCAAGAAUGCAGCGAUGGUUGGUGUGGGCCAGCAUGUCGAGUGCAUCCCGCAGGAGUCGCCCAAGGGCGAGCACAAGAGCAACGGCGAGGUCGAAGCCAGCGUGAAGGAGGUGAAGAAGGUCAUCCGAGCGAACUUCUUCUCCAUGCAGAAGUCCUUCGGCUUCGAGAUCUCGCCCGGGCAUCCCAUCGUCAGGUGGCUGCCCCAGUUUGCCGCGGACUCCAUCUCCAAGUUCAGGCUCGGCGUUGACGGCAUGUCGGCCGAGCAGCGGAGGUGUGGCCGCCCCUGGAGGAAGUUCGCGGCGGAGUUCGGCGAGAGGGUGCACUAUCGACCUCUCGGAGUCGGAGACGAGAGGAGCACGCUGGCCCCCAAGAUGCUCAUGGGGCACUUCGUGGGCUACCACUCGCGGACAGGCGCGCUGCUCGUCAUGACGCAGUCGGGUGUGGUGCGGGCCCAGGGCUUCAAGCGCCUACAUCGAGCCCAGGCAUGGUCGCCGGAGGCACCAGGGUCGUGGGGCAGGCUUGCUGGACUGCCGUGGGAGGUUUCCCCCGCGGUGUUGCUCGCGCAGCCCGUGGGCCCGAUCACCGCGACCAGAGACACGCAGGAGGACCACGACACCGUGGUCAGGAGGCGCUACGUACUCAAGAAGGACAUCGAACGCUUCGGAGCUACUCCGGGGUGUCCAGGCUGCGCAGACCUCAUGGCAAGGGGGUCGGCGCGGGUCGCGCACUCCCAAGAGUGCCGCGAUCGCAUCGAGGCCGAGCUGAUGAAGGACUCGGCAGGCCAGCGGAGACUGGCGGAGCACCACCUGAGGGCGAGUGCUCGCGAGGCUCAGGCGGAGGAGAGCGCGGCGCAGCCGGCGCCCCAGCCUGGAGCAGCCGCAGCCAGCGGCGGAGGAGCCGCCGCGGCCAGCGGCGGGGGAGGCGCCGCGGCAGGACCCGGCGCGGACGUGGCCAUGGCAGGUCCACGUGCGGGCGCCCCGGCGACGCCACCGGCAGCAUCGAGGAAGCGUGCUGCGAGCGCGUCCGCCGAGGAGCGCCGCCCGCCGCAGUUGCGAGACGGGCCAAGGGGGCUCAAGAGAGCCGGGAGCGAGCCGGACCUCCACGGGCAGAUGAUCGUGGACGGAGGCUCGAGCUCGUCGGCUGGACCGGCGAGCGCGGCAGUGUCCGCCGGGCUGGUGCAGCCCGCGCCUAGCCCAGAGGGGGCUAGAGGAGGUGGCGACAUGGAGGACUUGGCAGGGCCAGCUGCACGGGCUGGCAGCUCCAUGGACGUCGGCGCCUUUGACGAGGUCAAGGGCAAGAUCUACAGGGAGAUCCUGGCGCUGGUGAGCGCCACGGACCUGAUCGGCGACAACGCCAUGUCGAUCAAGGAGCUGAAGGAGGUGUCCGCGCUGUUGACCGAGAUCAACGGGGUCGACCUCGCAGAGGUCUACUCGCCCGAGCGCUUCAAGGGGAAGGCGCUCGGCAUGGGCCUGACGGCAGGCCUCGCGGCGGACCUCUACACCGGCUGGGACUUGCUUCGAGAGGACCACCGCCGAGCAGUCAUGAAGAAGCUGCUGGAGGAUGACCCUCUCCUCACCGUGACCUCUCCGCCGUGCACGGUCUUCUCCAAGCUCAGGCAGCUCAGCAACUUCAAGCGGGACGAGGGCAUCGUGGCUUCCGAGGUCCUCGAGGGCGAGACACACCUGGAGUUCUCCAUGAAGGUGUGCGAGAGCAGGCAUCAGCGAGGAGCACUUUUCCUGCAUGAGCACCCCUGGGGCGCAUCCUCCUGGUCGCGGCCGUGCGUCCAGAGGGUCAAGGAGUUGCCGGGCGUGCGCUUGGUGCGCGGCCCGAUGUGCCGCUGGGGCCUCCACGCUCGGGGGCCCGAUGGGCGCGAGGCAUUCGUGCGCAAGGAGACGGGCUGGCUGACGAACUCGCAGGUCUUGGCCGACAUCCUUGCUGGGGAGUGCCGCUGCCAGUCCAUCGGCGGCGAACCCUACCGGCACGUGCACUUGCUCGGUGACAGGAGGGCUCGAAAGGCGCAGGUGUACCCACCCCGCCUGGUCAGAGCCAUCCUUCGCGGCCUCAGGGAGGAACUUCGAGCUCGAGAAUCGCUGUCUGACCUGGCGGGCUUCACCGCCGGGCCCUCGCCUCACGCCGAGGAUAUGGACCAGGAGGCGGAGGCGUUCGUGGACGACGUCCGCGGGGGCUUCCUCGACCCGCUGAAGGUGAAGGAGGCCAGGGCUGAGGAGCUGGAGUGGCGCCGUAGCCGCGGAGUGUGGAAGAAGGUUCCACGCCGCGAGAUGGAGGCGGAAGGAGGUCGUGCCAUCGACACACGGUGGAUUGACACCAACAAGGGGGACCUCGAGCGACCGCUGUACCGCUCGAGGCUCGUGGCACGGGAGAUGAAGGUCCGCCGGCGCGCCGAGGGGCUGCUGCCGCCGCAGCAGGACCUCUUCUCGGGGACGCCACCGCUGGAGGCGUUCAAGGCGCUGGUCAGCCUCUUCCUCAGCAGGGCGUUCGAGCAGUUCCAGAGCUCGGAGCCCCGAGAGGUGCUGUACAAGUUCUACGACGUGUCGCGUGCCCACUUCUACGGGCACGUGCAGAGGCGCCUCUGGGUGGAGCUUCCGCCCGAGGAGCGUCAGGGCGAGGAGGAGCCACUCGUCGGACUUCUCCUUCGCACGAUGUACGGCACGAUGGAUGCGAGCCAGGUCUGGCAGGGUGACUACGUCGAGCUGCUCAAGUCCGUCGAGUUCCUGCAGGGGAAGUCGAGCCCCGCCAUCCUGUGGCACCCAGGGCGUGACAUCGCCCUCGAGGUGCAUGGUGACGACUUCGGCGUGCUGAUGUAUGCAGACGACGAGGCCUGGUUCGACGAGUUGUUGAAGAAGUAUGACUACAAGGUCACGGGCCGCCUCUCCUCGGCGGCCGAAGGGGUCCAGAGCACGGUCUACCUGAACCGCGUGCUCAUCUGGGAUCCCGCCGCAGGUGAAGCACGCAUCGAGUCUGACGUCCGCCACGUUGACAUGAUCCUUCGAGACCUGCACCUGUGCGACGCCAAGCCGGUGCAGACGCCUGCGGUCAAGAAGAGUGUGACCGAGAUGAUAGAAGCCUCGCAGUCCCAGACGCUCGAUGACGCACAGUCCAAGCUCUACCGCUCGCUGGUCAUGCGUGCGAGCUACAUCGGGCAGGACAGGCCGGACCUCAGCUACAUAGCGUCUGCUCUGGCCAAGUCGAUGAAGACGCCACGCGAGUCGGACAUGAUGGACCUGAAGCGCCUGGGGCGAUACCUCAAGCAGGCCAGGGCCGGCUCGCUGGUGUUCAAGCUGCAGGAGGCCCCCACGCGCAUCGAGAUCUUUGUAGACGCUGACUGGGCUGGCGAGGCUACCACCAGGAAAUCACGCAGUGGCAUGAUGCUCAUGCUCGGCUCCCAUCUUGUGAAGCACGCUUCCACUCAGCAGACCACGGUCGCGCUGUCUUCGGGGGAGUCCGAGUACUAUGCGAUGCUGAAGGGUGCGAGCCACGCUCUGGGGCUUCAGUCGAUGCUCCAAGACUUCGGCGUGCAGCAUCUAGAGAGGCCACUACUGCGCAGCGACAGCGUGGCGGCCGAGGGCAUCGCCACGCGGCAGGGCCUUGGCGCUGUCCGCCACAUCGACACGAGAUUCUUGUGGCUGCAGGACCAGGUCAAGGCAGGCAAAGUGGAGAUCAAGCAUGUGCCGGGGCUCCAGAACCCGGCCGAUGCGUUCGCAAAGGCUCUGGACCAGACACAUCUGAGACGGCAUUUUGAGGCUAUGGGCUUUAAGGUGCGCGACGAGGGCAGCCGGCUCCAUCGCACUCUCUAG
Messenger RNA from Prorocentrum cordatum, 6099 nucleotides. Lineage: Eukaryota; Dinophyceae; Prorocentrales; Prorocentraceae. The record is from the annotation of a GenBank genome assembly.